Messenger RNA from Sitophilus oryzae (rice weevil), 1734 nucleotides. Its product is annotated as guanine nucleotide-binding protein G(o) subunit alpha-like. Gene Ontology annotation, molecular function: G-protein beta/gamma-subunit complex binding; GTPase activity; G protein-coupled receptor binding. Lineage: Eukaryota; Metazoa; Arthropoda; Insecta; Coleoptera; Curculionidae. Bases 286 to 1365 code for a protein of 359 amino acids. The record is from RefSeq and is a predicted model, not a curated record. The transcript has 6 exons. Gene Ontology annotation, biological process: adenylate cyclase-modulating G protein-coupled receptor signaling pathway. Gene Ontology annotation, cellular component: heterotrimeric G-protein complex.
UAUUGUUUAUAGUUUUUGUUCGCUAUUGUUUUGCAAUUUGUUUAUUUAAUUGAUACAUAUAUUAAUUUAUGUUUUCGAUUUUAGUUUUCGUUUAUACUUAUGUGAGCCGUGUAACGUUGCAGUUUUGUAUUCUUUAGUUAGAAAUUUUAAAUACUUUAGUUUUAAAGAAUAAUGACCUUGAAGACCAUUUAAAUCCAUUUAAAAAAUGUCCCUUGGGAAAUUUACAGUAAUUGAAAGUUUUUUAAUUUUCCACUUAAACCGAGCUUAAUUCGUGAUGAGUGCGAUAUGGGGGCAUGCCUAACAACUGAACGUGAAGAAGGCAAAGCUAAGAGGAGAAGCAAGGAAAUUGAUAAACAGCUUGGAGAGUUUGCAAAGCAACAGAAUAAUGUUAUUAAGAUCUUGCUUCUUGGUGCUGGUGAAAGUGGAAAAAGUACCUUAGUUAAACAAAUGAAAAUAAUACAUGCCGAUGGAUUUACCCAAUCAGAAUUAAGUAGCUUCCGUCCUACAGUUUUAGACAAUCUUUUAUCAUCGAUGAAGUAUGUCUUGGCUGGAAUGGGAUUGUUGAGAAUUAAUUUAGAACAUAUUAAAAAUAAGGUACAUGCUAAAAAUGUUCUGGCUGCUGAAAGUUGUUUUGAUAUGACGUUUGCAGUAUUGCCAGAUGUGGCAGCUUCACUUCAAGCUUUGUGGUCUGAUAGAGGUGUCAGAUUGGCUGUAGCUAGAGGUUAUGAAUAUGAACUUAACGACUCUGCAUUAUAUUUAUUUGAAAAUAUGGAAAGAAUCUGUGAUCCGAAAUAUGUGCCAAACCCCACCGAUGUCUUAAGAGCCAGAGUUAGGACUCAAGGUAUAAUUGAAACUCAGUUUCGCAUUCAAGAUAUGAUUGUAAGCAUGUAUGAUGUCGGUGGUCAAAGAUCUCAAAGAAGAAAGUGGAUUUAUUGUUUUGACGAUGUGAAAGCUGUGCUUUUUGUCAUAUCAUUAAGUGGUUAUGAUAUGACUCUAAUUGAAGAUCCAAAUGUCAAUAGACUAGAAGAAAGUUUGAAUCUUUUUGGUCAAAUUGUAAACAAUCCAUUUUUUAGAGAAGCCUCGUUUGUCCUUUUUUUAAAUAAAUUUGAUCUCUUCAGAGAAAAAGUUCUUUAUUCCAAUAGACAUAUAAGAUUGUAUUUUCCUGAUUACAAAGGACCUGAUCGUGACGUGGAUAGAGGUGCCUUAUUUAUACAACACAAGUUUAUAUUAAGAAAUGGGGAUUCAAGGAAAAUUUUGUAUCCGCACUUUUGUACUGCCACUGAUACUGCCAAUGUACAAGUUGUUUUUCAGUCUGUGAUGGAAAUGGUUAUUUCUGCUAAUUUAGGACAAGUAACCCUUCUGUAACUUCAUUAGAUGUUACUUGUCAUUUAAGUUGUAUAUAAGUAUUUUUAUAUGUAAAUUUCAUAAUAGGAAAGAUUUUGUUGCCAAUGGUUUAAGUAUCAGAUGUGAUAAGUUCUGAAAAUAUUUGCAAAAAAUAUAAAAAAUAUGCAAGAAAUAGUAAAUAAACUAGCAACUAUAUCUAAAUCAGAAUAUUCUAUUUGCUCUCUAUCACACAAAAUUGACUGAUUAAAUUAAGAAUGAAUAAAAGGUUAUCAAGUUAUUUUUUAUCAUAUACAGGAUAGUCCAAAUUUUAUUUGGGAAGUAUAUUCUGCAGAUAAAAAUCAGUAAAAAAGUUCAUAUAAAUUUAUGUCCUAAAAUGCUUCGUUUCCGAGA